Messenger RNA from Spirometra erinaceieuropaei, 2169 nucleotides. Lineage: Eukaryota; Metazoa; Platyhelminthes; Cestoda; Diphyllobothriidea; Diphyllobothriidae. The record is from the annotation of a GenBank genome assembly.
AUGGAGAGCCCACCAAGCCCACCGAAACGCCAUCCGCUCAACUCCACUGAUCCGGUGAGCACUUCAUAUUGCUCAGAUUUUGGACGCGGAUCUCUUGCAUCUGCGAAUCUCCAUUGUCAGCAUCUCCUGUGUCCGGAUCGGCAAGCCGUGAUAAUGGCCGUCCUGUCAUCCUCAUCGGCUUUCUGACCCGCUGUGACCCUGCUGUUGGUUAGAACUCUGGUUAAGUAUUUGUUUGUGUCAGGGGAUUGGUAGUACGUCUUGGUGCAGGUCCAACCGUACCAGCCAGCUGCAACCUUCCCCCUCCGGUCUUCUUGACUAUGCCUUGAUGACGCUUUUGGGUGGGGAAGGGGGAAAGGAGGGGGAGUGCGGUAGAUGCAAAGCAGCUCUGCACUAAGCUAAUAAAUAAUAAACUAAUUCAUUCCGAUGUCACCGUGCCAAACUCGCCUUAUAUUUGUAGCACACGUCGUGCACAGUCAGCAACAGUGUUCCAACAGUCAAAGGCAUGAUGUAAAUGCGAUACAGUCAAAAAUCACCAGGUUACAUAUAUUAGCAAGAUUCGGCAACAUUAAGAGGCUAUCUGAAGAUACACCCGCCGAUUGGCGAGGAAAAAAUCAACGAGUAUUGCGCAAACAUGUAGACAAUGACGGUAGAUUUGACUUAGUACGUAAGGACCGUCUACUGCACGACACUCAGUCACCUAAGCCCAUCUAGUGGCAACGUCACAGAACAUCAACCAUUAAGGAUAUACGGAAUUGUUUGCUGUUAAACUGCUAAUUAUGUCAGCAAAUAUUUGCUAACAAUGUGAUCGAUUUGCAAUGCAGAAUUAUUCUGCUUGCCUUCCCCGUUUCGUUGUUGCAUAUUUUACCUCUUUCUCAAUAAAGAGAAGUGUGUUUUCGAUAAGGACAAUUUCACUGGUGAAAACAGAAAUGUAAAAUAUUAAAAGCGUUUCCAUUGGAAGACGAUAGGGUUCAGUUAUCUCAAGUAGAUGGCAACCCCAAAAAUCUACCACAAAAUUCAGCGUGACUGUUUAAUCAUUUGUAUUUAAGCGUUUACAUUGCUUUAAAAUUAAAAACCGUUCCAUUAUUAAAUGGAAUAAAAGAGCGACGAAUUACUCAAGGGUGGUUAUUUGUGAAAUUUGAGUCUUGUUAUGAAGAAAGAGAAAGUAUCGCCGGGACAAGAUAUUAAUAGCCUGACCUUUCGGAUUCCUACUCAAAUCCAUCAGCAGAGACAAAAAACAGAAACGAAUGGUUGUUGCACAAGGAGCUGCGAUAUUUAUAGGAUGCAGUAGCCAUGCUACCGGAUACCUAUGACCAUUCACGGCUCCCCCCUUCAUCCGGGAUAGUCGCGCUUGUUGUGAUCAUUGCCUGAUAGCCGACAUUUGAGUCGAUAAUUGCUGCAAUUGCAUCACGUGCGUUGGAUGUUGGCGUGAUGAUUUCUCGACUAUCUGACGCACCGGCCCCGGUUUUGGGAAAAGUGCUAACCUCUGCGCUACCCACAUGGCAUGGCGAAGUUUUAGCACGGAGUAUGGAAUGGGAAGAUCGUUGCACUUGUUGAUGGACUGGGGGCCAGUAAACCAUGAUUCCAGUAGCUCCAGGCUCACGCAGUUGUCACCUUUUGCUUGACCAGCCGAAUGUGGUCAUGGUAUCGUUUCAUGUUACAUCCCUCUUUACUUCUAUCCCCCAGGACCUGGCGAUCGAGACAAUUGAGGUGCUUCUACAAAGCAAAUACGAUGAAACGGAGAACCGUCUUGCACACACCCCAAUCCUUCAGCUCCUGAAGCUCUGUCGCAGGACGUACUUCAAAUUCAACGGGACAAUCUACGAACAGGUGAAGGGCACACCAAUGGGUUCGCCGAUUUCGGGAUUCAUCGUCGAGGCGGUCCUGCAACGGUUAGAAUCGCUCGUCUUCCAACACCACAUACCGAAAUUCUGGGUCCGGUAUGUUGAUGAUACCUUCGUCAUCAUCGAACGGGAUCAGGUGUUGACAUUCCAAGAACAUCUCAACGCCGUCUUCCCGGAUAUUCAAUUUACGAUGGAAAAGGAAGAGAACAACCAGCUGGCCUUCGUGGAUGUCCUUGUAUGCCGCAAGGAUUGUUGUGGACUAAAAACCAAAGUGUUCAGGAAAGCGACAAAUACGAUGCAUGUUCUGAACUUCAACAGUAACCACUGA